Dermochelys coriacea (leatherback sea turtle) is the source of this 1900-nucleotide messenger RNA. RefSeq lists its product as uncharacterized. The record is from RefSeq and is a predicted model, not a curated record. Gene Ontology annotation, cellular component: mitochondrion. NCBI's taxonomy places the organism in Eukaryota, Metazoa, Chordata, Testudines, Dermochelyidae. Gene Ontology annotation, biological process: fatty acid beta-oxidation. Bases 40 to 858 code for a protein of 272 amino acids. Gene Ontology annotation, molecular function: 2,4-dienoyl-CoA reductase (NADPH) activity. The transcript has 7 exons.
GGGGUUGGGCAGGGGAGGAGAGGAGAGGGAGCUCGGCUCAUGGCUGCUCCUACUGCUGGAGAAGAAGUUGAGCCACAGCCUGAUUGGUGGCUGGCCCUGCUGUGGCUCUGUGGUUACCUGGCCGGGAUGUCUGCCUCGGACAGAGUGGUCGUGGUGCUUGGAGGGGCUGGCACGGUGGGAUCUGGGAUAGUGAAGUCACUGCUGGAGAGAGGUUUCCGAGUCGCUGUUGUCUCCCGUGAUGGAAUCAGGCUGGAGAAACUGAGAAGCUUUGUGCCGGCGCCAACCCUUGACCGUUUGCACACGCUCAUCGGGGAUGUGGGGUCCGAGGAGGGAGCGGAGGCCACCAAGGGAGCCCUGCUGAAGAGUGUCGGGAAGGUCACGGACGUGGUGUCGUCGCUGGGCUUCAGCUGGUGGCAGGGAGGGCCUCCCCACACUCAGACGCUGCAGGAGCUCCAGCGGGUCCUGGAAACGCUGCUGCUGAGCACCUUCACGUCCUGGAAAGCAUUCUUCCCUCUGGUCAAGGAGAAUCCCAGCGGCUCCUACACCUUCAUCACAGGAGGGGCUGGUGAGCGUCUCCUCAUGCCAGGCACAGGAUUCCUGACAUUGGGGGCCGCGGGCGCACUGGCCUUCUGCCGGGUGGUCCGGGAGGAGUACCCAGAUGUGCCCUGCAAGCUGAACGAGGUGAAGAUUGACAUGGGGGUGGCAACCCCGGAGUGUUUGCGCCCCGGCUACGUGAGUCACCUGGAAGUGGGAGAGGCAGUGGCCUCCCUGGUCGAGAAGGGGAGCGUCUCCCACGCGGUGCUGUGCGCCAAGUCGCCAGCUGAUCUGAAGGCCCUGACCCUAGAAGGGAAGAUCUGAGGCCUUUGCGAAGCCCUCUUGAGCUAUAUCCACUCUAAGCCCCCCCUGCUCCCUUGUACAGGGCUCCUGGUACAUCUGCCCCAUGCUCCGGUCCCUGGCCGGGACGGGUGGGCUCAGCUGGGAGUCGACUCUGAGCAGCAGCUGCCUUGCACCGUGACAGCACCGCAUCACUCUGCUCUCUGGCUCGCCGCCUAGUGAGGGUAGCUGCCUCCUUUCCCUGCUGGGGACCCAGGACCCUCUUCUCUCUAAGCCCCUUUCUCUCCUCCCUGGCCCAGCAGAGGAAGGGCCAGGCUAGGCGUGGACAGAGGGGAGGCACAAGCAGCUGCUGUGGCUGGCACCUCCAUUCCCAAACCCUGGCAGGAAUUCAGGCUGGGCACAGAAACGGCUGGUGCAGCAGGCAGUUCUGUGAAGAACAGCUGGGCCCCAGCAGAGGGGGAAGCCAGCCCCAAGCACCCUGCUCGCUGUGGGGUCCCCAGCAGCCAAAGACCAAGCGCCACAUUUCAGCUCCUUCUCCAGCCAGCUGUCUGCUCUGUUGAGUCGUGCCCAGCUGGGUAGGUCAGUCCUUCCAGCCAGCGUGUGGCCUGGCCUCCCCAGCUUGCCCUACGUCCCCUCCGCCUCUCAGAGGCUGCGAUUUUUAUCAGGCCUUUCCACGCUGUGAGCUGCCGUGCUCGGUGUCCCAUCCUUGGAGCAGGGGAGCUCGGGGUGCUUGCGAGACGUACAGCCCCGGGCCCUGGUGUUGCUUCCUCCAUCGUAGCGUAGCUCUGAAAGUUACGUGCUCCAGUUGGCACCAGGUCUCCUGCCCCAGGGCUGGGCACAUUGUCUGCCAACCUCCGCCCGGCUCUCUGCUCCCGGUAGAUGUGUCUCAUGGUUGCAUUGUUUUGCAUGUUUCAGAGUAGCAGCCGUGUUAGUCUGUAAUCGCAAAAAGAAGAGUACUUGUGGCACCUUAGAGACUAAUCAAUUUAUUUGAGCAUAAUUAGUCUCUAAGGUGCCACAAGUACUCCUUUUCUUAUUGUUUUGCAUGUUUUAAUAAACGUUAUUUGUA